CAUAUGAUUCCGAGGUGGAAUCCAAAUCCCGGAGUUUCAUUUCCCAGGAAUCCAAUUUCAACAAGGGUGAGGGGAAGAGGAAGGAGUAAUGCUUGCGAAUCGUGCACUCGAGCAAGUUUCUUACAUCUGACCCUUUAAUUUUCCUCCAGCCAGUGGGGACGGAGAAGCGGGAAGUGAAGGUUCGCGGCUCCAUUUUCUCUGAGAGGCAGUCUAGGGUUCGAAUCCGGCCGGGCGAGAGGAGGCAGCGGAUUCAGGCCGCACGGACGGGAAAAAUACGUCGUGGAGGGCGAGAGAAGCAUGGAGAGCGCACUAGCAAGCGCUGCGUGCAUCGCCGAUCAGAGGCAGAAGGUCGAACAAUACAAACACAUACUCGCGUCAGUGUUUUCCACCAACAACGCGGCGGAUGCGAAGAAAUUGAUCGACCACUUGGUGUCGGACGACGUUCCAUUGGUCGUGUCGAGGCAGCUGCUUCAGGCAUUCGCGCAGGAACUAGGAAGGUUGGCCCCGGAGAUGCAGAAGGAGGUGUCGCAUUAUGCGCUGGUUCAAAUCCAACCGCGCGUCGUCUCCUUCGAGGAGCAGGUGUUAAUUAUUAGAGAGAAACUUGCUGAACUAUAUGAAUCUGAAGAACAGUGGUCAAAAGCAGCUCAGAUGCUUAGCGGCAUUGAUCUUGAUUCUGGAAUAAGAAUGGUUGAUGAGACAUAUAAACUUGCAAAAUGUGUCCAAAUAGCUCGUCUUUAUCUUGAGGAUGAUGAUGCUGUAAACGCAGAAGCUUUUAUUAACAAAGCUUCCUUCUUGGUCAGCAGUAGCCAACAUGAAACAUUAAAUUUACAAUACAAGGUCUGUUAUGCACGAAUCUUAGAUCUCAAGCGCAAAUUUCUUGAAGCUGCCCUGCGUUAUUAUGACAUUUCUCAGAUAGAGAAGCGCCAAAUUGGGGAUGAGGUGAUUGAUGAAGAAGCACUGGAGCAAGCACUGAGUGCUGCAGUCACCUGCACCAUCUUGGCUGCAGCUGGUCCACAACGUUCAAGAGUUCUUGCCACCUUGUAUAAGGAUGAGAGGUGUUCAAAGUUGAAGAUCUACCCAAUCCUUCAAAAGGUAUAUCUAGAGAGAAUAUUGCGAAAGCCAGAAAUUGAUGCUUUUGCUGAAGAACUAAAGGCUCAUCAGAAAGCUCUUUUGCCUGAUAAUUUCACUGUGCUGGAUCGUGCUAUGAUUGAACAUAAUCUUUUGAGCGCAAGCAAGCUCUAUACAAAUAUAAGCUUUGAAGAGCUUGGCCAGCUACUUGGGAUUGCUCCUCAAAAGGCCGAGAAGAUAGCAUCAAAGAUGAUAUAUGAAGAUAGAAUGAGAGGUUCUAUUGAUCAGGUUGAGUCAGUCAUUCACUUCGAGGAUGAUACAGAAGAGCUGCAACAGUGGGAUCAGCAGAUUGUUGGAGUGUGUCAGGCCUUAAAUGAUAUUCUUGAUAGGAUGGCGAAAAAGGGUCUCAAUGUAGCAGUCUGAGUUGUUUAUGGCGCAGAAUUUACAACUGGCAUAUGUCCCUUUUGGAAGGCGUGAAUCGGUGUUGUAUUAGCUUUCAUUGUCUCAAGCCUUCGCAUCCCUUUCCUUCGAUAUCAUUUUUCUAGGUUGGAAAUUGACAGUUUUGGCGUUUUCUCUUUGAAGCGCAUAAGAAGUUUCUCACAUGAUGGUUUACUUGUGGGGGGUUGGGAAGAGCCGGCAGCACAUCAAACAAACAGCACAUUGCUUCUCGAAUGUUUUAGUAGUCCUUGUUUUUGAACUUCAGGUGUAUCUAGCUUUUUUAAAAAUCAAACAAUGAAAAUAGAUGGCGUGGGUUUGAUCGAA
Messenger RNA from Nymphaea colorata (pocket water lily), 1830 nucleotides. Its product is annotated as COP9 signalosome complex subunit 4. NCBI's taxonomy places the organism in Eukaryota, Viridiplantae, Streptophyta, Magnoliopsida, Nymphaeales, Nymphaeaceae. The transcript has 14 exons. The record is from RefSeq and is a predicted model, not a curated record. The coding region runs from base 298 to 1491 and encodes 397 amino acids. Gene Ontology annotation, cellular component: COP9 signalosome; cytosol.